Frieseomelitta varia is the source of this 1879-nucleotide messenger RNA. RefSeq names its product leucine-rich repeat-containing protein 9-like. Lineage: Eukaryota; Metazoa; Arthropoda; Insecta; Hymenoptera; Apidae. Bases 162 to 1706 code for a protein of 514 amino acids. Gene Ontology annotation, molecular function: protein binding. The record is from RefSeq and is a predicted model, not a curated record. The transcript is spliced from 4 exons.
UAGAAAUAUUUAUGCAAUAAAAUUUUUAUAAUAACUUUUAUUAUAACAGCAUAGGUAUAAUAGAUUUAAGAUUACAUAAAGUAACAAAAGUAAGCAAUAAAGAAAUUGAUAUAUUAAAUAUUUACAAAAACAAAAAUUUAUUAUCAGAUGAAUGCGACUGCAUGAUUUUAAAAAUUUUAGCUCAUCCUGGGGUAACAGAUAUUCAGAAAUGGACUUUUAAUUUUUUUCAAACUGACUUAUUUAUUGAAGAAGAAAUGAUGGUAACUAAUUGCUUGGCAGCAGCAGACUGUGAUUGGUUAAAUAAAGUUUUCUCAAUAAAGAAAGACAAAAAUAUCUUAAGUCUUUGUAAUAUUUGCGAAAAAAUACGUGUUUGUGUGCUUAUACAAACACCAGUUUUCAACUCAACUGAAAAAAUAGAUAAUGUUCAUGACUGCUUGCACAUCAAAUAUACAGAUUAUGAAAAUAAUUCAAAUGAGAUAUGCCAAAUAUUUAAGUUGACAAAGGAAAAUAUAAAAAAUCCUAUGUUCGUAAUAGAGUAUGAGUAUAUAUUGCGUGAAUUAACGAAAAAAGGAGAAUAUAAAAAUAGCAUAAUUACGUGCACUGUAAAUGAUAUAAUAUUUAAAUGUUUAUCCAGUUCUUAUAUUGAACAAUGUAUUAGUUAUGAUAAAAAAGUGGAAAUAUACAAUCUUGUAAAAAUAUGUGUUUCUAAACAAAAUAUAAAUUCAAUUGAUAUUGAUUUAGAUUUGCCUAAUUUGAGAGAAUUUGACAUUUCUUAUAAUCAAUUGGAUGAGUUUCCAAAUUCAAGGUUUAUGAAAAAUAUACAAAUACUAAAUAUAAGUUUUAAUAAUAUAAGAGUAUUACAUGUUGAAGAAACUUUACCUAUGUUAAAAGAAUUAGACAUAUCAUGGAACUUAUUAAUGCACUGCUUUCAAUGCAUUAGUAUUUUUAAAACUUAUAUGUCUAAUAUGUACAAACUAAAGAUAUAUGACAAUCAUUUUAAUGAUGUUACUGAUCCUCAAUUAAUAGAAUACUUAUUACACAUAUAUUUACCAAAAUUACAGAAUAUUAAUAAUUGUAAAUGUGAAAAUCUUAUUUUACCUCAAAGUUAUUAUCCAUGUGCAUUUAAUAUGUGCAAAAUAAAUAAUAAAAGGUAUAACAAAUUGAUUUAUUUGAAACACAAUACACCAAGUAUGGAAGAGUUAAAAUUACUAGAGAAGAAAAAUGUAGAAAAAACAAGAUACAUCCAUAUAUCGCACAAUGUUAUUGCAGCGUUAAACAUUUUGAAGAGAGUAAAGAAUGUGCAAGAACUUUGUGUUACGUGUUGUUUAUUAUCUGUAUUUCCUUUUACAAAACCUUUGAAGUAUCUGAUUAAAUUGAAUCUUGGAAGUAAUUUUAUUUCAAACUUAAAUGAUUUUACUCAGGAAAAUUUUCCAACAUUGAAAUAUCUAGAUUUAACCGACAAUCUUAUAACAAAUUUGAAAUUAAUGGGAUCAUUUCAUACAUUACAAGAAUUUUACUGUGGAAAUAAUGAAAUAAGAAAUAUAUCACAGAUAGAUAAUGUUAAAACUUGGCAAACAUUGCAUAUUAUUGAUUUUUGCAAUAAUCCAAUAAAUACAAAUACGUUAUAUAAAAAAUUUAUUAUAUUUCACUUGAGCAACAUUGAAGUAAGUAAAAUGUUUAGUUUUUUUGAAUAUAUAAAUAUUUAGAUAUCAUAGGAAUACUUAUGCUUACUAUAAUUUUCUUAGUAGUAUAUUUCUGGAGAAUAUGUAAGGAAAUCUGAUAUUUCUGAAGCAAGGUAUAUAUUUGGGAAUAAGUUUGACAAGUAUGUAUUAAAUAAAAUAUAUGAGACAGAUUACCUUACAAAUAUUAUACAAUUGAG